This is a messenger RNA of Zerene cesonia (dogface butterfly), 6276 nucleotides long. It is a transcript of the gene Alh, whose product is annotated as protein AF-10. Gene Ontology annotation, biological process: regulation of transcription by RNA polymerase II. Gene Ontology annotation, cellular component: nucleus. The record is from RefSeq and is a predicted model, not a curated record. Bases 306 to 3134 code for a protein of 942 amino acids. Gene Ontology annotation, molecular function: histone binding; nucleosome binding. Lineage: Eukaryota; Metazoa; Arthropoda; Insecta; Lepidoptera; Pieridae. The transcript is spliced from 27 exons.
UUCAACAUGGCUUGUUAGGGGAGGCAAUCAAUUAUGACUUGUUUGUUGUUUUAAACAAUUUUAGAUGUCGAAUAUAAAUUUUUUUCUGCUGUGAUUAUUCCAAUUUUAUUUUUUGUUUCAUCAAUGGCUUUCAGUUUUGUGUAUUGACUUCGUUUUUUACGUUACCGCUCCGCGCAGGUGAGGUGUUAUGCUUAUACCAAAUUGGAAAAAGAUGAAUGAAUAAAUAGAUACCUGGAUAAUUUAUACUACAACAAUGAACGGAUAUUUUUUUCUCGUGGUUUUGAAGUAAUAAUGCUGAAUUCAAUAUGAAGGAGAUGGUAGGAGGAUGCUGUGUAUGCUCUGACGAGCGUGGUUGGCCAGACAACCCGCUAGUCUAUUGUGAUGGAAAUGGGUGCACUGUUGCAGUCCAUCAAGCCUGUUAUGGGAUAAUUGCAGUUCCCACAGGACCCUGGUUCUGCAGGAAGUGUGAAAGUCCCGAAACUAAAGGCAAAGUCAGAUGCGAGCUUUGUCCAUCCAAGUCGGGUGCUCUGAAGAGGACAGAUACUGGUGGAUGGGCUCAUGUUGUAUGUGCUUUAUACAUACCUGAAGUAAGAUUUGGCAAUGUAACAUCUAUGGAGCCAAUUGUAUUGCGGUUAAUACCUCCAGAGCGUUAUAACAAGACUUGCUAUAUCUGUCAAGAUUUGGGAAAGACACAUCGUGCAAAUGCCGGUGCAUGUAUGCAGUGCAACAAAUCUGGAUGUCGACAACAGUUUCACGUGACAUGCGCCCAGGCUCUGGGUCUUUUGUGUGAAGAGGCUGGUAAUUAUCUGGACAACGUGAAGUAUUGUGGAUAUUGCCAACAUCAUUAUAGUAAACUGAAAAAGGGCGGUAAUGUGAAGACCAUACCGCCGUACAAGCCAGUGUCGCACGAUAGCCAGUCGAGUGACUCGAGCGGCGAGAAAGAGGGCGACGCGUCGCCUAUGGCCACUGGUAGCGGCACUCCCACGCACACUGCCAAGUCGAAAGGGCCCGGACGGAAGACUUCACAUUCAUCGUCGGCUUCUAGUAAGGGUGCGCCGAACUCCGGUAAAACCCCCUCGCACACGCCUCAGACGCAAGAUAAGAAGAAGCCCUCGCCAAACCGUCGCGGUUCGUCUACCGGCGAGACGGGCAACGGCAGCAAGUCCAACACUCCUACACCAUCGCCCCAACACAGCACGGAUACACAGGGGCAGAAAGAAAUCGGCGGAAAGAGUAAAACUAGCACACCGGCACCGUCUCCUCAGCGAACUCCAGAGCCUGUGCAAGAACAGACCAAAGCCUCUGGAAGCACCACACCGGGCGGCACCAAAGUGCCGGCGCCCGCCGCGUCGCCCAACGCGAAGCCGAUGGAACCGGUCGGCGUCAUCAGCUCCGUCGCGUCCGCCACCGCCACCGCCACCGCCGGCACCGUGUCCACGAUCACCCCGCCGCCCACCAGCGCAUCGUCAGCGACGUCGGUUGUGCAAGUGGCGACGUCGAAGCCGACCUGUUACCCGGAGUCGGUGAUAACCAACACGGACGCGGUCGAGACCAAACAGACCAAGAAGCGCAAAGCCAUGUCGGCGGCCAACACGCCGACACCGACCGACUACACGCCGACACCGCCGCCGCAAAUCGCACCGCCGCCGUCAGCUGUGGAGAAGGAGCCAAGCACAAGUGCCACGCUGAUCCACCAAUGCGAUGAUCGUAUAUCGUCCGCUACUCCACCACUAUCCGAGACUAGCACACAAAACUCAAGCGGCUCUUGGGACAGCGGGCACACAGCAAACGAGCCGCACGUGGAUAUGGAGAAAGUUAUCAAAAAGGCUAAAAUGGAGGGUCCGGACGCAAUACCGGCUCCGAUGCACUUCUCAAGUAUCAAUCAGGGGCCGCCCCCGCCCGCUCACAGCCCGGCGUCGCAGCCCAGCCCUAGACAUCUACCGAGCCCCAUGCCGGGACCGAGCGGAAUGAACCAAAUGACAAACAUACGUUCGCCAUCUCAUAUGCAGGGCGCGAAGGACCGCGACGUGCCCGCUUCGCUACUUGUGUCGGUGCCUCUGCCGUCGACCAGCCACGGCCUGCACUUCACACACCAUCCCCAGAUGGCUGGACCAUCUGAUAUGGGCCCCGGUCCUUCGAUGAUGUACCAUCAAGCACAGAAACAAGCCGCGAUGGAGCAGAAUGUCCCCGGCCACUCCCCACUCAUGCCCGGCAGGAGCACCUGGCCGGGCCUGAACGUCGCCUAUGAAAUGCAAGAUCCGAGCAAAUCUGGCAUACCGGUAACUGGCAAGGACCCGAUGGGCACGAAUCUGAGCCAAAUGCCUGCCGUACAUCGCAACAAGAAGAGGGCAAUCGCUCACACCGCCACGUCGGUGGUGGCUAUGUCGAACCCACCACCGCAAACUACUUUGCAAGCGGCAGUGCAAAACCUGGCAAAUGUACGCAGGCCUCCGCUGCCGACGCCGCCUCCCAUGUACCAUGAACCUAACAUUAAAGAGUCGCCACCAAGUUCUCCAGGAUUAGAUCGUCCACUGAAACCAAAGUUUGAGAAUAAAAUGAGCGGCAGUUGCAGUGCGCCGCACAUGCUGGGCAACGAGCUGAACCCGGAGAGCGGCGCGGCGGCGCGGCUGCAGGAGCAGCUGAGCGCGGAGCUGGCGGCGCACGCGGCCGGCACCGGCGGGCCCGAGCCGCUCGUGCCGCCGCCGCUCAUCAACAAGGCCGCCCCGAUGGCCGGUUCGAGCUCGGGUCGCAGCGGGUCGAGCGCCCAGAGCCUCGACCAGCUGCUGGAGCGGCAGUGGGAACAGGGCUCGCAGUUCCUCAUGGAGCAGGCGCAGCACUUCGACAUUGCCUCGUUGCUGUCCUGUCUGCACCAACUCCGAACAGAGAAUGUACGUUUAGAAGAACAUGUUGGCAAUUUGCUUCAGCGACGUGACCACUUAUUGGCUGUCAAUGCCCGUCUUGCAAUACCGCUCACCGCCGUGACCCCAGGGCCUCCGGAGCCCCCUCGAUGCCCUCGUGAGGGCACUUCGCAAGUUAGGCCUCCGCCUCCGCCGCCAGUGAGAGCACCUGAAAGCAUGAACGCGGAACGUCAACACCAGUCGCUUGCCAUGGAGCAACUAAACCGUUACUUUUGAGCGCGUGAUAAGUAAUGAAGACUUAUUUGACCGUAGCUGAUAAUGCGCGAGGUACAGCAAAAGCCGCCCAGCUGAAAUGAGCCGGGCGGCGGCGGCGUCGAGCCGCCAGCCGGGCCCAGCCGACCGGACCCGCUGCGGACCGUGCAGGCCUUCAUCAACUCGGAGCAGCAGCAGCGGCGCAGGCCCGACUUCUCCAUCGAGUCCAUACUCAAGUACGACUAGGCGCGCUAUCCCUGCGCGCCCGCCGGACGGGACUCGCCUGCGACCGACUGUGUGCGCCAUACCCACUUCGCGUAGCCCAAUUUUAGAUUAGAAUGCACCUAACUGUGUUUGUAAAUAACGCGUAAUGGACGAGGCGUGGAUUAAUGAAUUAAGACUGAGAGUUUAACUGAAACAGGGUCUAAAUUAAUGAAUUUAGACUUUCCGUGAGCGCGGGUUUUCGUGCGCUGGAUUUUAGUCAGAGCAUGGCGACUGGCACAUUUGAUUGCAGUUACGGACGUACGAUGGUUAUAGUUUACAAUCUAUGUACAAAGCCUAUCCGCUUUUGAACGUAAAGACGUUUCGACCGAACUGGAUACAUUAUUGUUGAAUUAGUUUGAUGUUCUGUGCAAAUAUAACCGAUAGAGAAUGUGAACGUACUGUUCCAUAUUAAUGGACUAUUGUAUCAUCAUAAAUGUCUGUAUUUUACCUUAACAUUAGAUAAAUGUUUCAAUGAAAUCUUGGUGUUUAGUAUAAAUAAGUUGUGACAUUUGGUUUCCGUGAUUUUUUUUCGUUUAAAUUAUAACGAGUUAUUUUCAUAUAUCUGUAAUCGAUUUAUUAUAUCAAUUCUGACAUAUGUAUUGACUUGACAACUUGAGUUAUUUUUUCUUUCUGACGAUAUAAACUUAGGACAAAUGUAUUACACGUGAAACAUAAUUUUUAACUUGGUGUUUUGGUGUCUAGUAAAUAAAUCGGAUAAUACAUAUUUUAUUGUGUGACAUAUACCGAUAUACAAUGAACCAUUUAAGUGUUAUAGUGUGCGUAACGCUGUCUAAGAGUUUCCUUUCAUUUAGCUAUUUCCAAAAAUAAUAGAUGGUUAUAUUGUAAAUGUAAGAUGUUAAGGUAUAUGGAUGUUAUAUUACUUAUAUAUUAUAUACAGAUUAGCCCUUUAAUCGUCCGAUUAAAUAUAUUUGAAUCCAUGUCUAUUUAUGUCUGUACCAUCAACGUAACAUAAGGUGUGUAAUUCAAUAUUUUUGUAUAGAAAUAAAUAUCAAUGUUACACUUAGCAAUUAUUGAUUAGGAAUAUUAUGGUCGUUGUGUUUUAAAAUUACUGGGUGUAAAUAGUAUGUUAGUAUAAGGGUAGAUAGAAACAACUCAAUGUAACAGCUACUUGCCCCAUGGGUAUUUGGAUUUUUACGAUCCCUUAGAUUGUGUAUGUAUAGAAAAAUUAAAGUCUUUAUAUGUCUUAUUACGUUAUCCGUAACUUUAUUUUGUGAACAUUGAGAGUCAAUUGAUAUUUUAACGAUCGCAUUCUCAUUUUUCCGAUAUAUGUUUUUUUAUUCUGACUAAAAUUAGUGAUAUAAAUUAUCUUUAUAAACAUAUCAAGUCUGAUUAUCCUGCCAAUAUAUAUUUGACAGGUCAGAAGAGUCUUUUCAAUCAUUUGCAUUCCUAUUUGGUUGAAAUGACUUCGACCAAUUAAUUCGCACACGCACUCUUAAUUGAUUAUAAUACAAUACCAAAUGGAAUCCAAAAAUAUGUGUUAUGCAUGCAAAAGGUUUCUAUAAAAUUUAAAAAGGGACAAGAUGAAAACGGAGAAUUGCGAUCGAUUUAAUAUUAUUGGCCCUUGGAAUGCGCCGGCGCAUCUGUAUGCUCAUAUACAUGAUUCUUUUUCAUUUUCUUUUAUUGUCACAUCUGAUAAGCUCUGUGGGAAUUACGCUGGAAUUUAAAUUUUUGUAUCUUGAAAUGAACGUUCGCAUUCUAGCUUUUACUAAAAUCCGUCCGCUUUCUCUUUGUUCAUUUUAUUUUGACCACAAAUCGAAAAUCAGUUUUAUAUUUGCUGUUCACCCGUUCGUUAUAUUUAUAUGUAGGGUAAUUCCUAAGUCACAAAGUGUAGUUGCUUUCUUAUGGUGAAAAAAUUUUCAAAAACGAUUUUUGUGUGAAAACAUUAUAAACAUAGUUGCGUACAAAUCUUUUUCCUUUAUAAUAUUACUAUUUACUAUAGAUUUUUUUUAUAUUAAUCAUGCAUGUACAUUUCCCACAGAGUCCUUAUAAAUUGUGAUUUAUAUACAAUUAUACAUAUAGUAUAUUCAUAUAUAAUUGACUUUUAUGACAAUAUUCUUUUUUAAAGUUAUCAAUCAAAAUUAUCGCAUGUGUAUCUCUUAAAUGACUUCAUAUUGUAGCUAUUGAGAUCUGUUGUAAAAGGCCUGAAUUAUUGUACGUAUUUGAAAAAUACUAAAAUAAUGCAAGAAAUAACUAAAAUGUGACCUUUAUAUGAAUAAUCUUGAAAAUUAUAAAAUGCGUCUAAUGAAAUUAUCAAGGUAGAGAGAAUAACAGUUUCAAACUAAAUAACAGUAAGAAAAACCAAUUUUUUAUUUUUAAUUGGUACAUUUUACUAUUUCUAUAUGUUGUUAUUGGAAAAUUAUAAAAUCUUAUUUAUACAACAAACAAAAAAUGUUACUUAUUGGUAACGCAUGCAUUAUUUGUAUCGCAUGUAUUGGUAACGCAUCCAAUUUCUUUGCACAGGUUUACACAGGUCCCAAUCUAUAUACUUUUAUUUUUAUAUUUUCAUCUAAGAGACGUAGUUUUUAUCGAGCUUGCACAAAUAUAUUUUUGUAAAUACUUAUGAAAAUUUUCAUUGCAUUUACUGUUAACAACGACCAGCUGGAGUGCAUUUAACUGGUAUUCUCUUGUAAAUAUGACUAUUGAAAUGUAUUUAAUUUGGAAAUAAAUAAAUUGUUCCGAUAGCAACUAAAUGUUACAUUAUCCUCAAAUAUUUGAAUGUAUUUUUUAAUAUCUUAAUAUUGUACAGCUUGAACACGGACAAAAAAAAAGGAUGUCUUUAAAUUUUUUAUGUCUAUGCACUCGGCUGGUUUAAAUAUAGAUAAAUAAUUUGUCAAUUGUCAAAAUAUGUACCUUAAUCCGUAAAUAAAGAAAUUCAAUAAAG